AUGAAGAAUUGAUUUCUAACAUAUCUUCAUACUAUGAAAGAUAUACUCCCAUUGAACAACAGGAAUACUGUUCCAGUUUAGAAGCAUUACUUAACAAACUUCAUGCAGAAGGGAAAACUAAUGUUAAUAAAAUUAUUGAUGCUAUUAAACAGUUAGGUCAAGAAAUUGAUAAUGAAGAAAUGUUAUCAGCUUAUGAUAUUGAUAAAGAUUUAGAGAAUGAUAACAAUAAUAUACAGACAGGUUCAGAAGAGAUUCUUGAACCUUUAUAUGGAAUGCAACAAGACACUGUAGAAGAUUUGAGACUUAUAGAUAGGCACAAAAGUAGUAAUAGUAAUAAAUCUCAAGAUGGAGGCACAAUACAGGAUGAGCAAAUGUAUGUUCAACAAAGUGAAGAGACACCAGAAUUACACAGUACUCAAACCAAUAAUGAGUCUUCUACUCUAUAUUUUCUUUUAUCAUUAGCUUUAGCAAAAAAUU
This is a messenger RNA of Cetraspora pellucida, 477 nucleotides long. Lineage: Eukaryota; Fungi; Glomeromycota; Glomeromycetes; Diversisporales; Gigasporaceae. The record is from the annotation of a GenBank genome assembly.